CGCCACCAGUUCAGUCCACCACACCACCCAGCGUCAUCCCAUCCCCGUUUGCCCGUUGCUGAGAGAAUUGCUUUCACCUCACUCUGAGCCUGAACACGCGCGGCGGCAACUCUCGCGAGCGAGCACGGGCGAAAUGGCGCGCCGCGCCGGGAAGCCCCUCCUCGCGCUCCUCGUGCUGUCCGGCCUCCUUCUCCUCCCGCUCGUCGCCUCCGUCCCCCUGCCAAGAUGCCUGCGCCUGGGGAGCCCGCAGCAGCACCCGCCGGCUCUGAAGCUUACUUCUUCCCAGGAGGCGUCGAUGGCGGCGUGGAACCUCGGCAGCAGGCCGGCGGCGAGGAUGACCGUGGAGGUGAACGACUACCAACCGUCCGGCCCCAACAACCGCCAUGACCCGCCCAAGGGUCCCGGCAGAGCAUGAACAACAGUGGGGAGCUGGACCCAAUAAUCCUCCAUCUUCUUCGCCAGUAGUACAAAGUGCUUGCUUGCUUGCUAGUAGUUUGCUCCUGUAUUCUAAAAUGGUAGCAGAAACAAAAUCACCUAGUAGUUGCAGAAGGGGUCGGAGGGUCGAUCGGUGUCUGUCUAUAUCCCGCCCGUGUGUGUCAGGCUCAGGCGCCGCACCGAUCGGCUGGCUGUUCGUCAGAACUGCUGCACAUCAGUUUCUCGGCCUGUGCAGGUGUCGAAUACACUGCCCCGGAUUGUUCAGCCUCUCCGUUGCUUUCCUC
This is a messenger RNA of Panicum hallii, 719 nucleotides long. RefSeq lists its product as uncharacterized. The record is from RefSeq and is a predicted model, not a curated record. NCBI's taxonomy places the organism in Eukaryota, Viridiplantae, Streptophyta, Magnoliopsida, Poales, Poaceae. The transcript has 3 exons. Bases 134 to 415 code for a protein of 93 amino acids.